CCGAACUUACAGCGCCACACGAUGACGACGAUGACGCGCAUGUUGGGGCGGGCAGUUGCCGCGGGUGUUCGUGGUGUGGCGCAGUGCCACCAGCACCACCAGCAGCUGGCAUACACGAGGUUCGCUACAGCGACUCGUGCCCUCCAAACAUCAACCCAGUGCCACAACCUCUCCAAAACAACAACUUCUGAAUCCAUCAAGCGAUUCUACGAGAAGGCCUCUGUUGUGCCCUGCGACGGCGGAUUCCAAGUGCACCUGGACAAGCGCAGCUUGAAGACGCCAAAGCGCAACACGUUUGUGGUCCCGUCGGAGGAGUUGGCGCAUACGGUUGCCUUUGAGUGGGAUGUGCAAGGCGACGUGAUUGAGCCCUCGAGCAUGAACGUCACGCUGCUGUGCAACACGGCCAUCGACAACCCAAGCGGCAUGAGCCACGAGGACCGUAUCGACAACGUGGAGCCGUUCAUGCGCACAGACACCGUCUGCUUCCGUGAAGACACAUCACGGGCGCUCAUUGACAUGCAGAGCGAAAUCUGGGACCCCAUUGUGGAGUGGUUUGCCAUGCGCUACAACCAGCCGCUCAUGGUGACGUAUCGGCUGGACGAGGUGCAGUCGCCGGAAGCCGUUGCCAUCAUGCGUCGCGAACUGCUCGGAAUGACCCCGUUCGAACUCACAGCGUAUGAGCUGGCGGCCGACACGGCCAAAUCCGCCGUCAUUGCGCUCGCACUGCGCGAGGGAGCCAUCAACGCACAGGAGGCAACGGCCGCGGCGCGCUUGGAAACGGAUUUCCAGACGAGCCGGUUUGGUGAAGUGGAAUGGGCGCACACCAUCGAGAAACACGACACGCAGGCCCGUCUUGCGGCGUCAGCGAUUGUCAUGCGACUUGCGCGAGAGGCAACGCUCGCAUAAUGCGCGUUGUUACAUGUGUGUGUGUGAGUGGAGUGUGCGUGCGAGUGUGUGUGUGUUUGUGUGUGAGUGUGUGUGUAUGCGUGGAUUGUAUGCAGUUGUCAUAGAUUGAAGUUGUUGGAAGUCAUGUCACAACACAUGAAUCAUAUUGGUUGUGGAAAAUUGAGGAAGGAAAAAUGAAACGCGAGGGCGGAAAGCACCACAUGUGUCUUGACUCUCAGC
Molecule: messenger RNA, 1125 nt
Organism: Salpingoeca rosetta
Lineage: Eukaryota; Choanoflagellata; Craspedida; Salpingoecidae
Product: ATP synthase F1 complex assembly factor 2
Exons: 7
Coding region: 22-906 (294 amino acids)
Biological process (GO): mitochondrial proton-transporting ATP synthase complex assembly
Cellular component (GO): mitochondrion
Source: RefSeq, a predicted model, not a curated record